CUAUUCCAAGUCCACUAACCCCCUGCAAUCUUCGAAGCCCUCACAAUUCUCCGCAAGGCCAAAAUGGAUCUCCGCACUCUGAGCUUCCUCCUCCCCCUCUUUCUCACCUCCACCACCGCCUUCACCCCCAACACCUCCUACUUCCUCAGCUGCGGCUCCGCACACCGCGACACCAUCGCCACCGACACCCCCUCUCGCGAUUUCGUCCCCGACUCCCCCUUCCUCUCCGACUCCGCCAAGUCUAGCUCCGUUACCAACACCUCCGCAGCCCCCUCCUCCCCCCUCUACUUCACCGCCCGUAUUUUCACCGGUUCUGCCUCGUACCGCUUCACUAUUAACUCCUCGGGAACCCACAUCCUCCGCCUCCACUUCCUCCCGGUCUCCAACCGUCGCUACGACCUCUCCGCCGCCCUCUUUGACGUUAUCGCUCUAAAACGCUUCGUCCUCCUCGAUGACUUCUCCGCCCCGACCUCCACGGUCCCAACCAUCAAGGAGUACUUCCUCUGGGUCGACUCUGGUGAGCUCGAUGUCACCUUCGUUCCCAGUUCGAGUUCGCCGUUGGCCUUCGUCAACGCCAUCGAGGUCUUCACUGCGCCGGCCUAUCUCAUCAAGGACGAAGAUACACUUAAAGAUAUUGGCCAAGUGACCCAUCAAGCGCUCGAGACUGUCCACAGGAUCAACGUCGGGGGCCCCAAAGUGACUCCAGCCAACGACACCCUCUGGAGGACGUGGAUCCCCGACGAUGACUACCUCCCAUACAAGAAUACCUCCCAGGUGAACAGCACGGACCCCGACCGGAUCAAGUACAAGGUUGACGACACUGCAGAGGUUGCGCCGCCGACAGUCUACAGUACGGCCAGAACCAUGAACAUCCCGAGCUGGAUGCCGGCCAGCAACCCCGAUUUUAACUUCAAUGUCACAUGGAGCUUCCCUGUGGUCGCCGGCUACACGUACUUGGUUCGAACACAUUUCUGCGACUUCAUAGACAACAAUUCAAUCAUCUUCGUCCUCUACGUGGGGAACCUGAAAACUGAGAUACAUUCCAGCUUUCACACUGAUUCUCCUUCGGAAGCUUUCUAUAUCGACUUCGACGCGGAAGGCCCAAGCUCGGGAAUGAUUAAUAUCAGCAUUGGCCGGUCAUUAGAUAGUUCGCCGUGGGAUGCUAACGCCAUCCUCAAUGGGCUGGAAAUCUUCAAAGUGAACGACACGUUCGGCAGCCUCGACGGAAUUCCCAACCAUUCGUUGAAUUCCAGCCGUACCAAGAAGAGCGGCGUGGCUGUUGCAGUGGUAGUCCUCGCCGUUGUUGGUGGCCUUGUUCUUACAAGCCUCCUGUCCCUUGUCUUGGUCUUCAUACGUAAGAGGUGCAGGUCGAAGUCUCUGCCCCUGCCUCUGCUGCCCAGAUAUAAUCUUGACCUUCACAUCCCCCUGAUCGACAUCAAGGCCUCUACUAAUGGCUUCGACGAGAGCCUUGUGGUCGGAAGCGGUGGGUUCGGGAAGGUCUAUAAGGGUGUCCUCGCCGACGGCACCAAGGUCGCGGUGAAACGAGCCAUGCCGGGAUCAAAACAAGGAUACCCGGAAUUCCAGACUGAGAUCCUCAUCCUGUCCAAGAUCCGCCACCGGCAUCUGGUCUCACUGAUCGGGUACUGCGAGGAGCAAUCGGAAAAAAUAUUAGUCUACGAGUACAUGGGGAAGGGACCGCUCAGGACUUACUUGUACGGCUCCGAUAAGCCGUGUCUUUCUUGGAAGCAGAGGCUGGAGAUCUGCAUCGGGGCCGCCAGGGGCCUUCACUACCUCCACGCCAGCCACUCGCACACCAUCAUCCACCGUGACAUCAAGUCCACCAACAUUUUGCUCGACGACAACUACGUGGCCAAGGUCUCCGACUUCGGCCUCUCGAAGCUGAGACCUUCUUGCGGCGAGACCCACGUCACCACGGGAGUCAAGGGCACCUUCGGAUACUUCGACCCCGAGUACUUCAAGACGCAGAAGCUCACCGACAAGUCCGACGUGUACUCCUUCGGCGUGAUGCUUUUCGAGGUGCUUUGUGCGAGGGCGGUGAUCGAUAGGAGCCUUUCGAUGGAGCAGGUGAACUUGGCGGAGUGGGCGCUUCAGUGGCAGAGGAAAGGCCAGCUCGAAAAGAUCAUCGAUCAUAGGCUUGUCGGCAACAUCAAUAGGAAUUCGCUGAGGAAGUUCGGUGAGACAGCAGAGAAGUGUGUCGCAGACUACGGCGUCGAUAGGCCUACUUUUGCUGAUGUGCUGUGGAACCUGGAGUAUGCUCUCCAGCUUCAUGUAACAGAGCUGAAGAGAGAACCACACGAGGAUAGUGGCAUUGUGGAGUUGCUGAUUCCAGUGGCGGCGACGAGGGGAGUGGAAUCGACCAGCUUAAACGUGAAACAGGAAGACGACAUGGCCGGGACGGGCAUGGGGCAAUCGGUCUCCACGGAGAGCACCGUAUUCUCCCAAUUGAUCACCAGUGAAGGAAGAUGAUUUCGACGCCGAUGCAUUCUCAUAUAUGUGCCGGUAAUUGUAUUUCGGCAGUUAGUUUGGCAAGUCGCACGUAGUCCCACAUCAAGGAAAAUCAAGUUUGAUAUCUCCAGUUUAAACUAUAAAUAAGGGUCUGGGCUUUGAAGUCAGAUGUACCAUAACAAAACCUAAUUGUUUGCGUUAGGCAUUUCUUGUUUAGUAGUUUUAUGUGUUUUAUGGCCUAGGAAUAUCUUCCUAAGGCAUUUGUAAUAGUCCCUGCUCCUCCUUCGUAAAUAUGGUGUUCUUGUCUUUUUUUAUAUUUUUA
This is a messenger RNA of Musa acuminata AAA Group (dessert banana), 2788 nucleotides long. Its product is annotated as probable receptor-like protein kinase At5g24010. The record is from RefSeq and is a predicted model, not a curated record. Gene Ontology annotation, biological process: protein autophosphorylation. The coding region runs from base 64 to 2487 and encodes 807 amino acids. The transcript has a single exon. Gene Ontology annotation, cellular component: plasma membrane; plasmodesma. NCBI's taxonomy places the organism in Eukaryota, Viridiplantae, Streptophyta, Magnoliopsida, Zingiberales, Musaceae. Gene Ontology annotation, molecular function: transmembrane receptor protein tyrosine kinase activity; ATP binding.